UAUAGCUACAAUCCCCCCAACCUCCUUUUCCUCCUCCUGCCAUCAACCGCCUAACGUUGCUGUUCCAUGCCGAAACUGUCGUCGUCGUGGAUGGUAGCUCCCUCCAAGGAUACUUCCUCAAAGCCGUCCUCAGCCGCCCGUUUCACAAUUUUUACCGGUUAUAUUUUUCUCGGAUAAUCCUUGUUCGUACGAGCCCCUUCUUUCUCUCCAAUAUUACAGUCCUGAUAUCGCUUAUACACACCCAGUUUCGCCACACCUGGAGGAGUUCUUUUUGUUAUGGACCGAAACUUCAUUGCUAUGAGAAUUCAUGGUUCACCUAUUCGGUUUCAAAAUCUGUUGAUAUCAAGUUGGUUACACAGUUCGCCUCAAUUCUCCAACAAGCUUCAAAAUACCACUAGAUUUUUGUCUUUUCCCAUUCGACGGAGUAGUUUCAAGGUACAACUAGAUCCCAGGUGUCCUUCUGACUCUAUUGGAAUUUCAAUGUCAAAAGGCCAAUUUGGUCAUGAAUUUAAAAAUGUGGUUCAUAAUUUCCCAUAUAGAUGUAACUUUGAACACCAAAAGACUGAAGAUGCUAAGGGAAAUCAAGUAUGCUGGAGUAGCAAGAAGAAGUUGAAAUAUUAUUCAAGUAUGUUGCGUGAAUGUGCAUCAAAACGAUCUUUGGGUGUUGCUAAAGCCAUUCAUGGGCUUAUUGUGAAGAAUGUAAUUAAUCCAGAUUCCCAUUUGUGGGUUUCGUUGGUGAAUGUAUAUGCAAAGUGCAGGUACUCUGCAUAUGCUCGAUUAGUGCUUGCUAAAAUGCCUGAUCGUGAUGUUGUUUCUUGGACGGCAUUAAUUCAAGGUCUUGUAGCAGAAGGAUUUGCUAAUGAUAGUAUUUAUUUAUUUCAGGAGAUGCAAAAUGAAGGAAUCAUGCCCAACGAGUUCACUCUAGCUACUGGAUUAAAAGCAUGUUCUUUAUGCAUGGCUUUAGAUCUUGGAAAGCAGAUGCAUGCCCAAGCUUUUAAACUAAGAUUGUUACUAGAUUUGUUUGUUGGAUCUGCACUUGUUGACCUUUAUGCUAAAUGCGGAGAGAUUGAACUUGCAUCUAAAGUGUUUAUUGGUAUGCCUGAGCAAAAUGAUGUGACAUGGAAUGUUCUACUCAAUGGUUAUGCUCAAAGGGGUGAUGGGAUUGGAGUCUUGAAAUUAUUUUGUAGUAUGAUGGAAUUAGAUGUGAAGUGUAACGAGUUCACUUUAACUACUGUUCUCAAAGGUUGUGCAAAUUCCAAAAAUUUAAAACAAGGGCAGGUAAUCCAUUCCUUGAUUAUCAAAUGUGGGUAUGAAGGCAAUGAAUUCUUAGGUUGUGGAUUGGUAGAUAUGUACUCAAAAUGUCGGCUUGCAAUUGAUGCAAUAGGAGUAUUUAAGAAGAUUAAAAAGCCUGAUAUAGUGGUUUGGAGUGCCCUGAUUACAUGCCUUGAUCAGCAAGGACAAAGUGAGGAAUCAAUGAAGUUAUUUCACUUAAUGCGAUCGGGUGAUACUCGACCAAAUCAGUAUACUAUUUGCAGCCUUAUAAGUGCUGCUACAAAUACAGGAAACUUGCAAUAUGGCCAAAGCAUCCAUGCCUGUGUUUGGAAAUAUGGAUUUGAAACUGAUGUAUCAAUCAGCAAUGCAUUGGUCACGAUGUACAUGAAAAAUGGAUGUGUGCAUGAGGGUGCUAAGUUGUUUGAGUCAAUGGUUGAUCGAGAUUUGAUUUCAUGGAAUGCAUAUUUAUCGGGUCUUCAUGAUUGCGGAAUGUAUGAUCGUCCACUUAUUAUCUUUUAUCACAUGUUAGAGGAAGGUUUUAUUCCGAACAUGUAUACUUUUAUUAGUAUUUUAGGAUCAUGUUCUCGUCUUUUUGAUGUGCACUAUGGGAGGCAAGUGCACGCACAUAUAAUUAAAAACCAGCUGGACGAUAAUAAUUUUGUUUAUACAGCUCUGAUUGACAUGUAUGCCAAAUGUAUGUACUUGGAAGAUGCUGAUGUAGCUUUCAACAGGUUGAGUGUUAGGGAUCUUUUUACUUGGACAGUUAUCAUUACUAAUUACGCACAGACGAACCAGGGAGAAAAGGCUCUUAAUUAUUUCAGCCAAAUGCAACAAGAAGGUGUAAAGCCAAACGAGUUCACACUUGCUGGCUGUUUGAGUGCUUGCUCCUCUUUGGCUUCUCUAGAAGGUGGACAACAACUUCAUUCUAUGGUUUUCAAGAGUGGACACAUAAGUGAUAUGUUUGUUGGUAGUGCCCUUGUUGACAUGUAUGGGAAAUGUGGUUGUAUGGAAGAAGCUAAAGCGUUAUUUGAAGCUUUGGUUAGGCGAGAUACAAUUGCAUGGAACACCAUUAUAUGUGGAUAUGCACAAAAUGGGCAAGGCAAUAAAGCUCUCACGGCCUUUAGGAUGAUGUUAGAUGAAGGCAUAUCGCCUGAUGAGGUCACCUUCACAGGCAUUCUUUCUGCAUGCAGUCACCAAGGAUUAGUUGAAGAGGGAAAAGAACAUUUUAACUCUAUGUACAGAGACUUUGGUAUUUCUCCUACCGUGGAGCAUUGUGCUUGUAUGGUUGAUAUUCUAGGCCGGGUGGGAAAAUUUGAUGAGCUUGAAGAUUUCAUUCAGAAAAUGCAACUAUCACAAAAUGCACUUAUUUGGGAGACUGUCCUUGGAGCAAGCAAAAUACAUAACAAUUUAGUACUGGGGGAGAAAGCUGCAAACAAACUCUUUGAGCUUCAACCCGAGGAGGAGUCAAGUUAUAUACUACUCUCAAAUAUUUUUGCGACAGAAGGAAGGUGGGAGGAUGUCAAAAGAGUUCGGAGUUUGAUGUCUAGUAAAGGAGUUAAAAAGGAACCAGGGUGCAGUUGGGUUGAGGCAAAUGGUCAAGUUCACACAUUUGUGUCUCAUGAUUGUUCACAUCCGAAAAUUCAGGAAAUACAUCUAAAGCUAGAUGAGCUUGAUAGAGAGUUGGCAUCUAUACAAUAUGCGCCUAAAACUGAAUACGUGCUUCAUAAUGUUGGAGAAACAGGAAAAAAGGAAAACCUUCGAUUUCACAGUGAAAGACUGGCCCUUGGUUUUGCACUUAUAAGUACUAGCUCAAAGAAAAAAAUUCGUAUUUUUAAAAAUUUACGUAUUUGUGGAGAUUGCCACGAUGUCAUGAAGCAUAUAUCAAGUAUCACCCAUCAAGAGAUAGUUGUUCGUGAUGUUCGUAGAUUUCACCAUUUCAAGAAUGGUGCUUGCUCGUGUAAUGAUUUUUGGUGAUGUGGCUUCCCUAUGGAUUUUAUUGUUGAGCCGGAUUAUUGUUUUUGUUAGAUUUAGUGGGCUUGGCUCAAGGGAAUAUUUAACCUAAUAUUCUUUCCUUUUUUUUAAUUCCUCAUUGUAGCCUAUUUAUUUCCCCCUUGUAUCAUUUGUUAACAUAAGAAAAUAAUAAGAGAGAUUUGAACUGUGGUUUUUCUCCCUAAACUAGGGUUUCCACAUAAAACUUGUGUUUGUUUUUCGUUUCUAUUUUCAAUAGUUUUGAUACUGAGGAAGCUUGUUCAACCAAUCACAGUUUCUGCACUUAAGUAACUUGGUUUCUUUUAAGGGUGAUGUCUAUCCAGGUCUUUACAGUGAAACAAGUUCAGAGUUCAACUUGGCUCUUUCAUUGGGGUACUACUUUUGAUUCCUUUUUGUCAACCAUUGAUAGUAGAAGCAUUGUGGUUUCUAUGGCAAGGUCGAAUCAUUUUGAUAUCUGCUCAAAACAAUUCAAUAUCAUUUUGCAUGAACACAUUCAGUGAGCGAAAUGAUUUGAUUGAGUAGAAAUUAUAUGCAACUAUGGAAACAAUAAUUUCAUAUUCUGUAGUUUUAUUUUCAACUAGGUCAAGCUAAAUUGAAUUGCAACAAUGUAUUUUGUUGGUGAUAUAUAAUUAAAUUUGCCUCCAACCACAACUUAAGCUUUUGGAUGAAUUAGCAAUUUAAUAUGUUAUAAAAAAAGAAAAAAAAUAUAUAUAUUAAACUGCCAAUUCACUCAAAAGCUUAAACUGUGGUUGAAGGCAAAUUUAAUUAUAUAUCACCAACAUAUUUUUGUGCGUUUCUUAAAUUUUCUGAUAAAGUAGACAUCCUUAACAUGUAUAUGAUCAAGUAAACAUUUCUACUAUCAUUAUUUUUUUUUACUCUACUUGUAAGUGAAUGAUAUCUGGACUGCAACAUGCCUUAAAUUCAAUGGCGUGUAGUUUUGUACUUGAUAUUGUUUAUGAUCUUUUAAAGUAAGUAUGAUUAAAUGUUAUUGUUAAUGAAAUUGACAUGCAUGAUAGCUGAGUUAGAUUAGUUUCACUUGUUUUAUGCUAUGAGUGAGUUCCUCUUGAACUAUGCAUGAUUCUCUGAAAAAACAUAUAAACUAUGUAUUUUUAUAUCUAUUGGUUGACGUUGUAACCCAUUAAUUUUUCACCUUUUCAACUGUCAACUUCUUCUAUCUUGGAAGGUGCAUGUUACUAACCUCUCUCUGGACAUUUGAAGUUGGAGAGUGCACAUAACAAUAGAGUUUCAUGCUUUCAAGUGGAAGCUUAAUAAAGUUGAUUUUUUUUUUCUAUAUAACUAUAGAACCAUUUAUAGUUUUCUAGAGCUUGGUUCUCUUUUUUAUUUUAAUUCAAACAACUGCCUUGUGCUUUCUAGAGUUCAAUUAUCCUCUCUUUGCACUUAUGGUGAAAAUAUUUGCUCUCAACUCACUUUUGUGACAGACAAAUCUGCUAUGGGCAACAGUAAAAAAUGGUGCUGUCAUGUCAACUCUAGAGGUCAUUUUCUCCUCGGUUCUUCAUUUGGUAGUUGGAGAUCUUGUUAGAAACCAAGGUAGCUAUCUGGAUGUUUUUGUCCCAUUGGUUAGAAUGAGAUGACCAUCAUGGUACUUAAGUGACCCGGCUCUCCCACCCCAAUAGUUGGUUUUUGAGUUGUGGUUCUCCAAGGUGCUUAAGUACCUAACAAUGUGGUAUGAAGCUGGUUGUUGACGUUCUGGAGUGGAACUGACGAAGGGUUCUAACCAGGUGUGGCCCUGAGUGAAGUACCACAGAAGUAGCCACCAAGAUGUUGGCCUUCUAUGAAUGGGGUAUUGUUAGGAACCAAGGUAGUUAUGGGAUGCCUUUGUCCCACAUAUGUGGUACUUAAGUGACUUGGCUCUCCCAUCUUAAUAGCUAGCUUUUGGGGUGUGGUUCUUUCAGGUGUUUAAGGACCGAAUAGGUCUACGCCAUCAUAACAAGGAUGGAAUUUACGGAGACAUUUGCUUAUGCUGAAAUUGUGCAGCCAACACUAUAACCUACUUGAUAGCACUAAUGGAGUGAAGGUUGCAAAAUGUAAAACGAUAUCCGUAAAGAAUAAAAUGAAGCAUGUCUAAUUGGGAUGAGAAACGACCUUUUACAAUUCCUGAUGGACUUGGGCUCUCGUUACCAGGCGGGGAUCGCAGGUUCAAUGGACAUUCAUUGCUGCAUAAUUACCAUUAGGUACGGGCUCAGCCACUGCAGUUUAGAUAUCGUACUCUCUUUGGGUAUCCGAUUGUGAGGCUUUUUGUAAUUAUCCUUCUAUGCCUUUAUUUUGUUUAAUAGGAACUCACUUUUAGGGGGUAAUUGGGCUCCCUGAUGGGAGGCUUUUGUUUCAAAAUUUCCCUUGUAUUUCCUUCAUUUUGUUCUCAAUGGAAAUGUAUCUUUUUAUUAUAAAAAUGUUUAGCUUUUAGAUUUUUGAUUUCCCUCUAAAACUAAACAGGCUCCUUCCA
Molecule: messenger RNA, 5722 nt
Organism: Cucumis melo (muskmelon)
Lineage: Eukaryota; Viridiplantae; Streptophyta; Magnoliopsida; Cucurbitales; Cucurbitaceae
Product: pentatricopeptide repeat-containing protein At2g03880, mitochondrial-like
Exons: 3
Coding region: 277-3246 (989 amino acids)
Biological process (GO): RNA modification
Molecular function (GO): RNA binding; zinc ion binding; protein binding
Source: RefSeq, a predicted model, not a curated record